CUUAUCUUUAAAAAUGUGUAAACUUUAAAACUACGUCAGUGAAAUAAUUGUUUAUUUUUUCUCAAGUACCCAUCUUUUAAUUAGAUAUAUUAUUUAUUUGAUUCAUUCAACAGAAAAUAAAUUUAAGACACAUCAUGGAGUUCAAUGCAUCUGAACAUCCUCAUAAGAGGUACAAUCCAUUAAAAGGAGAAUGGAUUUUGGUUUCUCCUCACCGAAUGAAAAGACCUUGGGAUGGACAAACAGAAUCUGUGCAUAAUGACAUGGGUCCAGAAUUUGAUCCUACCAACCCACUUUGUCCUGGAGUAGUCAGGAGUAGUGGUAUUUUGACUCCAGAUUAUAAGUCUACGUAUGUUUUUACAAAUGACUUUCCAGCCAUGUUAGAGGAUACACCAUCACCUCCCCAAAGUGAUGAUCCUUUGUUUCAAAUCGAAGGAGUUAAAGGGACAUGUCGUGUUAUGUGUUUUUAUCCCAAAUCCAAUGUAACUAUUGCUCUCAUGUCUAUAAAUGAUAUAGUAACUGUGAUUUCAAGUUGGAUACAGCAAUUAGAAGAAUUAGGAAAAAUCUAUUCUUGGGUGCAAAUUUUUGAAAAUAAAGGUACUAUGAUGGGUUGUUCUAAUCAUCAUCCUCAUUGCCAAAUAUGGGCUUGUUCGUUUUUACCAAAUGAACCACGAAUAAAAGAUAUGCAUCAGAGAGAAUACCUGGAAAAGCAUGGAAGACCAAUGCUGAUGGAUUAUGUUAAUCGCGAAUUAAAAGCAAAAAUAAGAAUUGUUAUUGAAAACCAACAUUGGGUUGUUUUGGUGCCAUUUUGGGCUAUAUGGCCAUAUGAGACCAUGGUAUUACCUAAAAGACAUAUAAAAAGGAUGAAUGAAAUUACAGAACACGAAAAAACGACUUUGGCAUCAGUAAUGAAAAUAUUGACAAUAAAAUAUGAUAACAUGUUCAAAACAUCAUUUCCAUAUUCAAUGGGUUGGCAUGGAGCACCAACUGGACCAAAUUGUGAAAAUAAUGAGCAUUGGGUAUUCCACGGGAUUUAUUUACCACCGUUAUUACGUUCAGCAACAGUGAAAAAAUUCAUAGCCGGAUUUGAAUUGUUGGCCCAAUACCAAAGAGAUUUAACUGCAGAACAAGCUGCGGAACGAUUAAGGUCACAAUCAGAUGUUCACUAUUUGCAAUAAAAUCAAAUAAACAUACUUAGUUCAAGUGUAAAACUUAAAGGGAUUUUUUUUAUUACCAAAAUAUUUGCCAUAUGAUUACAAUAUAGUUUAUUACAAUAUUUUA
Rhopalosiphum maidis (corn leaf aphid) is the source of this 1278-nucleotide messenger RNA. It is a transcript of the gene Galt, whose product is annotated as probable galactose-1-phosphate uridylyltransferase. Gene Ontology annotation, molecular function: zinc ion binding; UDP-glucose:hexose-1-phosphate uridylyltransferase activity. Gene Ontology annotation, biological process: beta-D-galactose catabolic process via UDP-galactose, Leloir pathway. Lineage: Eukaryota; Metazoa; Arthropoda; Insecta; Hemiptera; Aphididae. The transcript has 7 exons. Gene Ontology annotation, cellular component: cytoplasm. Bases 135 to 1175 code for a protein of 346 amino acids. The record is from RefSeq and is a predicted model, not a curated record.